CCACGGACAGACUGGAGAACUUUAGAGUAGCCACCCAUCCUGUCUCUGGAGGAAACCCUGGUAGUUUGUCCCACAGCUGUCUGAGGGAGAGGGCGGCUUAUUUUACUGAGUUUCUGUUUGUUUUUUUCUUUCUGAAGCACGGAAACAACUCAGAAGCCCUAUCGUUGUGUUUCCCAUAUGUCGCGAAAGCAGGUCGACCAUGACUACAACCUUCGUAGUAUGAGCAACCUGAUGGGCGAGCGGUGGAAGAAAGUCAACGAUGGAGGAGAGCGGAGUCUCAUCAAGGCUCCGUCCAACGCCAGCAUCAGCAGCCAGGGCGCCUCUGCCGUGGCUUCCACCGCCACUGCCCCGCCGGCACCCUCCUCUAACACGGGGGACCUGGAGAGGGCUGCCCGCAAGCAGUUCCAGCAGGAUGUCACGCCCGGCUUCGUCUACGUCCUGGCUGCCUUCUCCGCCCUGGGGGGCUUCCUGUUCGGCUACGACACCGGGGUGAUCUCCGGGGCGAUGCUCCUGCUGAAGAGGGAGCUGGACCUGAGCGCCCUGUGGCAGGAGCUGCUCAUAUCAAGUACUGUGGCUGCAGCCGCCCUGGCAGCCCUGCUGGGCGGCUUCCUCAACGGGCUCUUCGGGCGCAGAGUGUGCAUUCUGCUGGCCAGCUUCUUCUUCACUGUCGGGGGGAUCGUCCUGAGUACCGCACCCGGCAAGGAGGUUCUCCUGACGGGCAGACUCAUGGUUGGAGUUGGUCUAGGCAUCGCCUCCAUGACAGUUCCAGUGUACAUCGCUGAGGCCUCUCCUCCACACCUCAGGGGUCAGCUGGUGACUGUUAACACCCUCUUCAUCACCGGAGGACAGUUCACCGCCAGCCUCAUCGAUGGCGCCUUCAGCUACAUGCAGCGCGACGGUUGGAGGUACAUGCUGGGUCUGUCUGUGCUUCCUGCGGUGCUUCAGUUUAUCGGUUUCCUUUUCCUACCGGAGAGCCCUCGCUGGUUAAUCCAGUGUGGACUGACGCAGAAGGCCCGCCGCGUGCUCAGUCAGAUCCGAGGCAACCAGAACAUUGACGAGGAGUAUGACAGCAUCAAGAACAGCAUCGAUGAAGAGGACAGUGGAGGAGAAGGACCAGUGAUCUGGCGAAUGCUGACCUACCCCCCCACUCGUCGUGCCCUGGUUGUCGGCUGUGGUCUUCAGAUGUUCCAGCAGCUUUCUGGAAUCAACACGGUCAUGUACUAUAGCGCCACCAUUCUGCAGAUGUCAGGAAUACGAGACGACAGGCUUGCGAUCUGGCUAGCUGGACUCACCACUCUCACCAACUUCCUGUUUACCCUGCUGGGAGUGUGGCUGGUGGACAGAGUUGGACGCAGGAAGCUGACUUUGGGCAGUAUAAUAGGUACAUGUGUGAGCUUGAGUCUCCUGGCCAUCGGUUUUCUGAUAUCAGCCCAGCACAGUCCUCCUAUCACCUUCCACCCGUUAGAGCCUUCUUUGGCCAACACGACCUGCUCCAAAUACCAGCUGUGUGAACCCUGCAUGCUGGACCCGGGUUGUGGUUUCUGCUACCGUGAGAACAGCUCGGCGCUCAUCACUUCCUCCUGUGUUCCAGUCAAUAAGGCCACCACUGAGCAGGCGGCAUGGGGCAGAUGCUCCAACUCCAGCCUGAUGAAAGAUCAGACUUACUGGGCCUACAACUACUGCCCCACCUCCUACUCCUGGCUGGUGUUACUGGGUCUGGUGUUCUACCUGGCUGCCUUUGCUCCAGGGAUGGGUCCCAUGCCAUGGACCAUCAACUCAGAGAUCUACCCUCUGUGGGCGAGGAGCACGGGGAAUGCUUGUGCUGCUGGAGUUAACUGGACAUUCAACAUCUUGGUGUCUCUCACUUUUCUCCACUUGGCGCAGUACUUCACUUACUACGGAGCUUUCUUCCUGUACUCCUGCUUGGCUUUGCUUGGUUUCAUCUUCAUAUUCGGGUGCCUGCCAGAGACAAAAGGCAGGCGUCUGGAGGAAGUCGAGGCCCUGUUUGAAAACCAGCUUUGCUCCUGCGGCGCGUCAGACUCAGAUGAGGGACGGCAGGUGGAAUAUAUAAGAGUCAAAGGUUCAAACUACCAUCUAUCAGACAAUGAUGCAUCUGAUGUGGACUAGAGGGGGGUUGAGUUUGGAGAUAUUCUGAGUGUUUGAUUCACUUUGGUGAUAACUGGAACAUGCCUAUUGUGCAAGAUUGUUUUUUCUUUUUCUGUGUCAGCUGAGAGAGCAGCGGUUACUCUAACUAUGAGCUACAGAGUCAGUUUAUAAGGCCUUUUGCUUGUUUCAGGAAAGUGGGUUCACUUUUAAUUCAGGAAUUCAAAUCAAUGACAGUGUUAAUCGUUGGAGGAAUGACUGUGAAGUGUAUGUAGUUUAUAGUCUGUUCUGUAAAUUGAGGACUAAUUUAACUCCACAGUCUGUGUCAGCAUACACACCAAAUAUCUCCAUCAUGAAAACAUAAGGCCAACUAUGAGCGUGUCUUUUUUGUGGACACUCACACAGGAAACAUGACUGUUGAAAAACAUGUACAAAACAGACACUUCCCUCUCCUUGUGGUCGCUGCUGAGAACCCUCUCUAUGAUGAUGCUGUACAUACACUAUAGGAGUUUAAACUUGACACAGUCAUCCUUGUAUUCAUGUUUCCAUUGAGAGCUCCGUCUAAAAGUGUUGGUACAUGCAGUAUUUUAAAACCAGGUCUGUGCAUCCACAGACCUGAACUACCAUUAUGCCUUUCUAUAUGAAAACACAUCUCAGUUAAAUGUUCCUUCUGGCGUAGCUAUCUGUCGAUAGUCAAAGUUUAUGAUAUUUUUAAUGAAAUGCAAACACCAGACAUGUACAGUGUCCAGUUCAGGUUAAGGAAACUUGAAAAGUUAGUUGGUGCCUAAGCAAAAGUACUCAUCAAUUUAGUAGCACUGAAAGAAAUCGAGUCGGUUGUUUUGGUUUACUUUUGACUCAUUCCUCUAUUUAAAGGUUUCAUUUGUAUGCUAGGCUGCAACAAAUUAAUCUAGCAUAGCUUUACAAGUAUUACUAGUAUUUUUAGUAUUAAAGAGUUCCUUUAUCACCUUAAUGAGUUGCCAAAACCAUCAUGAACCUAUGCCAUAGAGCUGUAUGCAUAAUGACUGAUUUCAUGAUAGGUUGUUGUUAUUGCAGGAUAAUAUCCAGCUAAGAAAGCAGUGACUAAAACCUUUUUUAUGGUUAAUAACUGUAUUUUCGGUAUUUCGUUACACCUAGAACAUUAUAAUAUUAGUGCCUGUGUAUUGUGAAGGUGCCUAAUGGCUGUUUUAGAGUCCAGAUCCCUGGAGUGGAUGUGUUAUGGUAUGUCAUGUAUGUUAUGACACUUGGUUCUACAUAGCUUUUUAUUUAUUUGACAUGUACAGAACUUGUAGCUUUAUGUGUGAUGAAGUAUUUUGUACUGUUGUUUUAUGUAUUUGAAUUUUUGUCUUCCUCCAUAGCCUUAUGUACAAAUAGCAAAGCAUAUCUUUUUAUGUGGUUCUGGUGUCAAAGUCAAGGAGUAAGCUUUAGAGUAAUCUGCAGUGUUGUUUAGUAAAUUUGUAGAACUGUGAGGUAACAUCUGUUAGUCAGAUUCACAUAAGUUUUUGUGUAGCAAAAACUGUUGAAGUAGACGAUGUAGUACCAUUGUGUAAUAAAGAAUAGAAAAAUAUGGCGUCAUGGCUGAGCUAUAACUGCGUCCAUGGGCAUA
This is a messenger RNA of Cheilinus undulatus (humphead wrasse), 3706 nucleotides long. Its product is annotated as proton myo-inositol cotransporter-like. Gene Ontology annotation, biological process: transmembrane transport. Gene Ontology annotation, cellular component: membrane. Lineage: Eukaryota; Metazoa; Chordata; Actinopteri; Labriformes; Labridae. The record is from RefSeq and is a predicted model, not a curated record. The coding region runs from base 178 to 2127 and encodes 649 amino acids. The transcript is spliced from 10 exons. Gene Ontology annotation, molecular function: myo-inositol:proton symporter activity.